CUUGUUGUUAGCUGUCCGAUUUUAAUGCAAUAAAAUAAAUAGAUUUAAAAUAAGAGAACAAUGUUAUUCAUAUAAUCUCGGUAGGCACCUAAUCCAGUCAUUAGCAAAGAGAGUAAAAAAAACAUUGAAAAUGGGUCACCACGUGAGCGCACUUGUCUCGAGUUUGGGAAGAUUUUUCGAAUAUCCUGUAAAAAGGAAACCCAUCUGUUUCUAUAGGCAGGAAGAUUUCACGGCCACAGGAGAACCUCAGAGGAAAGUUUCGGAUGUCCAAAAGGUAGCCAUGACUGACUACGAUAAGUUAGUCGACCAGUUCUACAAGAGGCUAGCAGAACAGCGCCAGUAUAACCAAGAGAUGAAGGAGCAGGAUCGUCGGUGGAGCAUUCAGAAAGUGGUGCGUCGCUUCCCCGGCUGGAACGAGGUCACCAUCGCCAACCUGCACAGCCUGUUCCUGCUCUUCGACAACCAGUCCAAUGGGAUGCUUGGAUUUGAUGAUUUUUGUGCCGUUUUAGAGAGCUUGGGAGACGAAACUUCUAUGGAGUUUAGAAAAGAAAGGUUCAACUUGGCUGACACUGAUAACGACGGUUGGGUCACUUACGAUGAAUUUUUAUCGCUAGUAUACAACUUCAGUCCACAAGCGGAGGGCGGCGAGCUGGGCGGCCUGGCGCAGCUCUGCAACGAGGUCGCCGACAACAUACAGUUCGUCAGCAACUUGACUGUGGGCGAGCAGCUCGAGUAUGGGUUGUUUUGAAUAAAACACGUUAUCAAGUU
Messenger RNA from Maniola jurtina (meadow brown), 768 nucleotides. Its product is annotated as calmodulin-4-like. The transcript has 5 exons. Lineage: Eukaryota; Metazoa; Arthropoda; Insecta; Lepidoptera; Nymphalidae. Gene Ontology annotation, molecular function: calcium ion binding. Bases 131 to 748 code for a protein of 205 amino acids. The record is from RefSeq and is a predicted model, not a curated record.